This is a messenger RNA of Marasmius oreades (fairy-ring Marasmius), 1694 nucleotides long. RefSeq lists its product as uncharacterized. NCBI's taxonomy places the organism in Eukaryota, Fungi, Basidiomycota, Agaricomycetes, Agaricales, Marasmiaceae. The transcript is spliced from 4 exons. The record is from RefSeq and is a predicted model, not a curated record. Bases 781 to 1632 code for a protein of 283 amino acids.
CCUUUUCCGUCUUCUAGCUUUCCCUUGUUUAAUGCCACAAGCACACACACUACUUUAUUGGAUCCAGCUUUUACAUUAGUAUACCUGAGUGACUCGACACGGCGAGUGCGCUCGAGACCGACACAAAGAUCCUUCCGUCGUCGUAAAUCUCCCACGCUUGCCCCGGUCUUGCUCCACCCAUGGCCACUACUAUCGAGAUGCCAAUGAACACUGUAUCUACGAUAUUCAGCUUGCCGGAACCCUCCUGACCUUUAUUCACCAGGCUCAUCAACAUGCCGCAAAUGCUGAGGAUCAUUCAAGCAAUGGCCUUCUCAUUCCAUCAGCUGAGGUCGAGGCCGCCUUGACAGCCAUUCAGAUCGUGCUCCUGACUUCGUAAUUGCGUCCAGGAACAUCUCAAAGCUGCAGAAGCCUACAUGGCUGCCAUCGCGCGUACUAAUGAUGAUUCGGUCAAUGAUUAUAUCAUCUCACAUCUCACAUACAAUCUGAAUCGUUAUAGACCAGAAGAACUUUGCAAAUGCUGCACAACGAGCACAAGAGGUCCCAUCUCGAGCUUCAGAGAAAAAUAUCCCGCUUGAAGGAAGAAGGGAAAGAUCCAAACGAGCCGCAAAAGCCCGAAGUUCAAAGAGCCCCCUCGUCGAAUUCUGUGUCAACUUUCACCCAACCGAUGUCUUCUCCUUCGCCCGCUCGCCCUCUCAUGGAAUCGACGACCGUUGAGGAGUCUUUUAUGGUUCUAGGCGGUCAACGGAUCCAGGAGACGCGUUCAAUCAAUUCUGGACCAUCAUGCAGGGAAUGUUGGAAAAUCUGUCUCAACCUGUCGCAUUUGCCACAGCACCUCUGGGAACAUCAUCAGAACCGUCUCGACCCGAGGAACACCAUAGUAGUGACACCGAUUAUACCGAUGCUGAAGAACGGUUAUCAUCACGUUUGUCACGAAAGCUCAAGUUAGGGGGCAAGAGCGUCAAGUCUCAACUUACAGCGGGUGGAAGGGGGUCACCCGCGAUCGAAACUUCGACGCAAGAGGGAGAUUUUGACGACGACUUUUCGGAUGAAGGUGCAUACCACUACCCUCAUUGCGACUUGAAGACGUACCCUUUUUCAGGCGACGAUCUCUCUGAAUCAUUCCUCGUGAUACCAUCCGAGGCGACCAUGCGAGCGCUCAAACAGGAGAACAUCGCAUUAAAGGGCCAAGUGGGGUUGUUACAACAUAGAUUGGAAGCGACCGAGCGCGUACUUCGGCUUCGCAAGGAACAAGAUCACUAUCUGAGGGAUAGUAUACUUCAGGCCUCGAAGGAGGCACAACGGGCAAUGGGGGCUUCCCUACUGGGGCAACGUGGUCCUGUUGACCUUGGCCCUGUCAACCUGCAGUCGCCUUCCCUUCCUCAACCUGGUAUCAACACACCCCGAGAAGCACAAUACGCUCGUCGGGUGAAGGAGUUAGAAGAAGAACUACGAAAUAUGCGUAUAGAGAAUGACAGAAAUAAAGUGAUGAUAGCAAAGUUUCGAGAACGUUGGGACAAACUCAAGGAGUCUGCGAAGCGGAAGAAAGUAUCAAAGGCAGCUGCCGUAGCCUCGAAAACUGGGAUACAGGAACGAAUUCUUGAGGAACCUGAGGUAGAGGAGGAGCAAAUCUGAUCUAGUGACAACGAUUCUGUUUAAUUCUUGUGUAUAUUGUCUAUUUCUCGAUAAAUGUGCGC